AUGGGAAAAGGCUUGAAUAUAAACGUGAACCAAAAGGAGAAUAGUAACUUCAACAAUUUCAAGGGUGGUGUAACCAACAAGGGAAAAAGUUCUUAUAGAGAAGGUAUCAUUAUAUGGAAGGCUGAUGGUCAGUUUAGAGAUCCUCCCAACUUUGAACAACAUACUUUGGUUCUAAAUAAGAAGGCAAAGAAGAAGUGUGGUUAUGACUCAAGACUGGUUAAUAAAGCUGGAAGUGGUGGAUUGAAGUAUAGCUACAAGAUUGGAGUAAGAAUAAGAAUGAAGAGAACUCAUGAAGAAGAUCAUGUAGUGAAGGUAAAUGACAUCAUUGAUAAUGAUGUAUGUGCUCAUGAAGAAUCUAUCUAUGUGAAUAAUGGAGUUCGUGCCGAGUUUGUACAAGCUAUUGAAUAUGUUGAUCCUUGUAUACAUAUGCUGAAGAAUAAGGAUUUAGAGUAG
This is a messenger RNA of Vicia faba (fava bean), 453 nucleotides long. The record is from the annotation of a GenBank genome assembly. NCBI's taxonomy places the organism in Eukaryota, Viridiplantae, Streptophyta, Magnoliopsida, Fabales, Fabaceae.